GAACUCGAGUCAUCUGAAGCGAUUGUCGGUGAUAGUCUUCAGGUACAUUGAAAUACCGAGGACUUUCCGCAGAGUUCUUGGAAAUCGCGCAGGAAGUCGGCCGAAAUUGCUGAAGUUCACUCGCGAGAUCGAGGAUUCUUCGAGAAAGAGUCGUCUUCAAAUGAAUUACAUCCGCGAAAAUCUUGAAGAACUUGUGUUCUAGUAAACGCUGAAGAAAUUGAAAAAUUUGUAUCUUUUCGCAUUUGGAUGAUAUUUGAAGAAGCACGCUUCUUACUGUUUUAAUCAAAUUCCUGAUCCCGACAUUCAAUCUUUGAUAGUGAAAAGAUUCGCAGCGACGAAUUAAUACCCAGUGCAAUAUAAAAAAGGAUAACAAUUUAGGUGAAGCUUAUAAAAUGUCCUCGUAGCGCUUAAGAAUCAAAAGAAAGAGAUUGAAAAAAAUUAUUCUACAAGGGUGAACUGUUCUUCGAUAAGUUUGCGAGGAUCAGUGCUGAUUUCGACGACAAAUUCAACGACAUUCGCGCGCUUUUUGCUGUAAAUUGUAAUACGGAAGUGAGGAAUCAUGAAACCGCCGUACAAUGAAGAACCCGUGCAGCAGAUCUCGCAGGAACAAGGCGAGAGAAAUGUCGCGAUGGCAGUCUGCGUACAGCUUGCCGGUCGCGCGAUCAUCAGGGUAGUUUCACGAUGUGAAGAAGCCCAGGAUAACUGUAAUUUAGACUUGUCAGAGUGCCAGCUGAUGCAAAUUCCGGACGCUGUCUAUCAUUUAAUGCGACACACGGAGCUGAAGACAUGCGACCUUUCCGGAAACGUGAUCACAAAGAUCCCAGCAAAGUUCGCCGUAAAGUUCUCGCUAAUUACCGAAUUAAAUUUGAGUCACAAUCAAAUGAGCAAGCUGCCGGAGGAAUUGGCCGAGCUGCAGGCGCUGGAGAGACUCGACAUCUCGCACAAUACUUUCAUCGCUCUACCACCUGUCGCUUGGCGGAUACCGCAGCUCAAACGGUUCCUCGCCAACAACAAUUUUAUUAUCGACGUCGAUGUUGAGAGACUCAGGCACGCGCCCGUCCUGGAAUUGGUCGAUUUGCAGGCAAAUCCGUUACCUUCAAGAUUGCACGACCUUCUGCGUACUCUAUCUGGAAUCAGAAUUGAGCUUAGUCCUCGGCAGAUCGAGGAUUGGGAAGACUUGAACGUCUAAAUCGUUUCCUGCGCGAGAGUAGCGGUUUCGUGGAUGCUGACGACCUUAUCUUCUUUGAAGAUUGCUCAAGAGACUUCGCCAGCUAGAAGUAGAAUCGAUAUAUUUUGUACAGGACCUAUUGAGUGAUAACGGGUACGGAUCGUUAAUCAUAGCGAUCCGAUUGUACUUUUUGUAAAUGUCACUAGCGAUUUGUAUUUAAUUAUCGUGAAUCAAUUGUAUCGAUCUCGUGAUCGAGAUCGAUUGAUCCUUCUGUGUUUCUUUUAUACCGCAUGGAUUUUUAGAUUUUAUCGCAAUACGAAUCACGAGCGACUCUAUUGUGGUACUUAAAUAUAUACUUUAAUAAAAUGAAGAAAUUCAAGAAUUCUUGGAUUCUUGAUUACGUGGCUAUCAGAGUAUCGGCAGCUUUGAAUUUUUGAACGUCACAUCUCUAAUUUGCUCGAAUCUUUGAAUUUUCUUUUAAUUCAUAUUUAUGCGAUCUAUAAAAAUUGUGAAUCCUCGGAGUUUAAGAUUUAAAGAAAUAUUUAAGUUAAGUAACACAACGAAAAUUUUUUGGGAUUCUCUGAAAAAUGUAUCGUUUAUCAUAAAUGAAAAUUGUAUUGAUUGUAAUUUUUACGUAACUCGUGUCCGAUGAUUUACGGACAAUUUAUUGCUAUGAACUGCCGAUUUAUAUAUACACAUUGUGUAAUACAAUCUGUCUAACACAAUAUUUUGCACUCGAGUGUCAUAUAAUAUAAUAGGGAAAAUGUCAUAAUUUUGCAUGUGCUUUGACAUUAUUACAUAUAUUCAUAAAGUAUAUAAUGAAAUACUGUACACAAAUAAGAAUUGGACUUUUUCGCAAACAUUACGUUCUAACAACGUAUUUUAUGUUUUAUACAUAUUUAUAACUCGAGCAUAAGAAGAUUAAUGUCUCACGUAUUGAUGACGUUCGAAUAGAAAAGAUUUUAUAAGAUUGUAUAUCUUUCGCGAGUACAAAGGUGUUAAUAACGAUGGAAUAACAAGAAUUACGACAGAAGUACGAUUAAACAGUUUAACGUUACUAGGUGUCUUAUGAAGAAACAUAGAUUUGCAAAUCCCGCGAAAUUGCACGCAUUUUGCGUAUGUAAUAACGCGCAUACCAAAUAGCACGUUUAUAAUAAUAAACUUGUUUUAUUCUCUCUGUACUUUUGCUCUAGUCAAUUUCUUAUAAAUAAAUGAUUUCGAGAUUUACAGACACAUAAUUCUGUCGAUUCUCGAAUUUAUCUAUAGCAUCCUGAAUAAUUUCACGAAUUCUUUGAAUUUAUGAAUCCUUGAUUUCCAAAACUUUUAAUUGCGAAAACGUAAUCCAUAAAACUAUUGUGUCCUUAAAUCUAUAGUUUUAUUUUAUCUAUAGUUUACAUUCUCAGAAUAUUCUAUAGAAAUUUGAAUACGAGUGUGAGACAUCGUAAUAUAACAGCACAAAAAGUACGAGAGCGUAUUUUUAAAAUCAUAUUUCGCAAGACCUGUUCCUAGUCUACAUAUUUAUAUCUAUAUUAUUAUUAUUAUUAUAUUGCAAUUUGUAUUUUAAGUCAUAAUUGUAUUCUCAUGAAAAAAAAAACUCACAUUGCAAAUCGAAGAAUUAUCAACACUAAAUUUUAUGCUCGUUCAAUAUUUUGCAAUGCUUGAUAUAUAAAUUGUUAUAAAUUUUUUGUACAAUAUAUGUAUAUCAUAAAUAUAUUAUAUGUAGAAUUUUGAUAAAAUAGAAAUUGUGUCAAUGGAUCCAGAUAAAGGAUUUUAGUCAGAGAUAAACAAUUUUAGAGUCGUUAUAAAUUUGACACAUUCUGUAUUAUAUAUACAAAAUAAACGACCGAAAAAGGAGA
This is a messenger RNA of Cataglyphis hispanica, 3024 nucleotides long. It is a transcript of the gene Sclp, whose product is annotated as leucine-rich repeat protein soc-2. The record is from RefSeq and is a predicted model, not a curated record. Bases 560 to 1189 code for a protein of 209 amino acids. NCBI's taxonomy places the organism in Eukaryota, Metazoa, Arthropoda, Insecta, Hymenoptera, Formicidae. Gene Ontology annotation, molecular function: protein binding. The transcript has 4 exons.